ACGUCCCCUUGCGAGCACAUUUUGUUGGAAUCGCUGAGCAGAAGCAGAGAAGAGCUGACGACUAUGUGCUUCCAACGCAGGUUGCCGGAGCCCCGUGUUUGCCAUUGGCUGCAGUUUUCUGGUUUGUGUGCAGCUUCCCCCAUCUGGAAUAUGAAAAUGGGAUUGAAGUAGAUAAUUGCUAGCAGCGGGUUUUCAAGAGAGGCUUAGAAGGAACAGAAUGCCUCUCACACAGCACAGGCUGCCUGCGCUGAGAGAGCUCUGAGAGAUGAUUUUAGAUGUUACCCACGUCUGAAUCUCCUGGAAACUUUACCAUGGAAGCAAGUCAUUGCGCACAGUCCUGGAGCUAACAUCCAAAAGGGGCAAGGAAGGGGCAGCAGGGCCAAACAAUGGGACACCUUGUCCUUGGAUUGCUCACAGAAAAGCCGGCAGGCAUUCCCCUCCGCUCCCCGGCAAAAAGGGCAUGAAGGUGGCGAUGAACUGAAUUUUACCCAGCASAGCUUCAGUGGCUUUUCGGAAGGAUGGGAUACACUGACCCUUCGUCAAGCCGGGAUUUGCUGGGAAACAGAACUUUGUUCUUCAUCUUCAUCUGCGCCUUUGCCGUGGUCACCUUGCUGCAGCAGAUCCUCUACGGGAGAAACUAUCUCAAGAGAGGGCUGCAGUUUAGCUGGCAGAAUGGAGAGGAGUUGGCAAAUUGGACCGGCACCUUUAAUUUCACGGAUGACGGAGCAGUGAAGAGUGGCAGUGACACAGGCACCAGGUAUUUUGAGUUUUAUGAAGGGCCUUUGGAAUACAAUUCUACCAAAUGCCUGGAAUUGCGGCAGGACAUCAUUGAGGUGAARGUCUUGUCCAUGGUGAAACAAACUGAAUUGUUUGACAGAUGGAAGAGCCUACAGAUGUGCAAAUGGGAGAUGAAUGUCACAGAAGCCAAUUUAUUCAAGUCUACUCUGUCGAGGUGUUGCAAUGCCCCAUCCUUUCUGUUCACCACCCAGAAAAAUACUCCCUUGGGAACUAAACUGAAAUAUGAAGUGGACACCAGUGGAAUUUUCCAUAUCAACCAAGAAAUCUUCAAAAUGUUUCCGAAGGAUAUGCCGUACCAUCGCUCCCAGUUUAAGAGAUGUGCAGUGGUUGGGAAYGGAGGAAUCCUGAAGAACAGCAGAUGUGGCCGGGAGAUUGACAGUGCAGACUUCGUGUUUCGGUGCAAUUUGCCUCCUAUAUCUGAGAAAUACUUCAUGGACGUUGGGGUGAAGACUGAUGUUGUGACUGUCAAUCCCAGUAUAAUCACGGAGAGAUUCCACAAGCUGGAGAAGUGGCGCAAGCCCUUCUACGACGUUCUGCAGGUGUACGAGAACGCGUCCGUGCUGCUGCCGGCCUUCUACAACACGCGCAACACGGACGUGUCCAUCCGGGUCAAGUACGUGCUGGACGAUUUCGAGUCUCAGCAGGCAGUUUAUUAUUUCCACCCCCAGUAUCUCAUCAACGUCUCGCGCUACUGGCUCGGCCAGGGCGUGCGGGCCAAGCGGGUCAGCACCGGGCUGAUCCUGGUGACUGCGGCCAUGGAGCUGUGCGAGGAGGUGCACCUCUUCGGCUUCUGGGCCUUCCCCAUGAACCCCUCAGGGAUUUUUAUAACUCACCACUACUACGACAACGUCAAGCCUCGCCCCGGUUUCCACGCCAUGCCCUCGGAAAUAUUCAAUUUCCUCCACAUGCACAGCAAGGGGAUCCUGCGGGUUCACACGGGGACCUGCAGCUGACAGGGACACUGUGACAGCGUGGUGGGAGCUCGAUGGCUUGUGUAAGGUGUGGGAGGUUUUAUUACACCCCGAGAUUAUGCAAUAAAUUGUUUGAUAUGAAUUUCCUCAAGGCAUUGCAUCCCAUCAGAUCUAGGAUACCAGCAUCUUUCCUGCUAGCAGAAUUGGGUCCAUUAAAUUGUAGGAGAACCAAAACUCCUGUGCCCCAGGGUGYGCGCUGUCCUGGAAAGCAAAUCAGAUAAGAAGCACAUUUACAAUAGAUUUAGGGAUAAAUAGAGCACAUUAAUAUAUUUAUCAUUUCAGAAUGAAGAAAAGCACCAAACUUUUGAGGAAAAACAGUGGUGGAGAAUUUUAGCAUAGACUGUAUGACUUUACAUAGGUUUCUGAAUCGAGUACCUUGGGGUAUUGCCAGAUUUUAUUGAACUCUCUGUUCUCUGGCCUUUAGGUUUUUGAAAAUACUCUUUAGCGUUAUAGCAUUAAUGGGGAUAUAUAACUUAAGAUCUUUGUUCUGUAACGUCACAAARUGUCGAUCAAAAAUAGCAGAUAGAUGUGUUAGGAAUAAACAAAAUCACUUUACAAAUUUUUUCAGCCAGGAUAGAACAGAAUGUCGAACUCCCAUUCACAGCAACAGGUAACUGUGUGAAUCAUGUUGUGACAUUGUUUUAGAGAUUCAUUCUUCUCCAUUCUUGUGUCUUGCAUUUCURUUCUCCUCUGCUGGUUGUGCUUCCUUUCUCCUUGUGUGUGUUGCUUUCCUUCUGGCUAACACAUGAGCAAUAUCUGCACUUCCUCCUCCAGCACCAUCUCAUCAUCACACUGGAAUCCUUGCUGAAGAGAUACGCUCCUUCACAAGGUUAAAAAGAAGAGCAAGGGGAUUACGUAGUUGUAUUUUACAAGUUCUUUUUUUUGGUUCAGUGUAGUAGAGAAAAAAAUAUCUCGUUGAUUUUUAUUAAUGUCUUUGUAAAGGUAUCUGAAUGUUGAUUCUCUGUUGUGCAGACUGAGUUAGCACAUUCAGGUAUCUGUAAUAAGUUAAUGUCAGGAAAUGUCGUUAAAAUGCAGAAAAGCUAUUUUGUGGCUUAGAUUAUGCUGCUUAUUUUGAAAUUACGCAUCUUGAGAUGUCAAAUGUCUCAAUGUGGUGUUUUUGUAUAUUGAGAAUGUUAUUGGGAUUGUAAAAGGRCUGGUGAUGUAUUCUUUAAAUGUCAUCAGUGUAGCUCUGUCAGGUAUGCCAAGCCUAAUUUUUCACCUGGCAAAAUCCUGAAGCAGAAAAGACGCCACAAGUUGCUGAAGUUUAUUUUGUUGUAGGCUGCUGGUAUGUGCCCUUUCAUUCUGCUUUGACUGCAUACCCAAGAGGUGAGAUUUGCUGCUUCAGCUGUGCUGGCAUAGUUAAAUGAACAGAGUUUUUCUGUCUAAGUCUGAAGCAYUUGGGCUGUUGCGUUGUCUUGUGUUAUGUAGAUUACAAGAUCUUUGAUCAACAGUUUGAAGUUUUAAGUUCUAUAUGAGGAUUUUUUUUUUUUUUUUUCAGAAGAGGGCAGGGGAUUUAAAUCCAAAUCUGGACUUGGAUUUUGAUUUUCUAAUGCAUGAAUGCACAAAGCUUCUUUUAAAAGCCUCUGUGCUAUGCUGAAAGCUGUGCAACUUGCUCACACUACAGAUAAAAUGAUCACAAAUGAAGUGAAGCACGAUGGUCACMAUUUCAAAAGUCUCUUCUGGUCAGCAGUGACCUGGAUUGUGUGUGAGGAUGUAUUUACUUUACACGAGACUCCUGAGCUCUAGUUGCCUUAGAAAUAACAGAGAUUCUCGAAAAAGGCAUCAGAACUCACCUGGGGAACACUGGCCAGGGCGGGUGAAGGACCAGUGUUUGAGAUUAAUAUCUUACUUGUGGUGUUGUGUUUUAGAUCUUAGAGUUACACUGCGUGUUCUUGAGCACCCCCUCGUAUCGUCUACCUGUGAAAUAGGCAGCACACUCAUGAACCUGUCGGUGAAGCGGUUUCCUUGACUCAAUAUGCAAAAGAGGUGUUUGUCUGUGCUGUGUUCUGUAAUUUGUGUGCAAAGGGCUUUGACAAUGAAGUGCUGUGAUGAAAAUGCUAUUUAGAGAGCAAUGUGACACUGCAGGUUGGCCGUCUCGCUGUGCAUUAAGCUUUAUGAUAACAGUGAUGAGGCUGAAGCUGCUGCUUGGAGCCCUUACUCCUUUUUCUGCCUGAGUUUGGGACCGGUAGCGACUUCAGGUUUGCUUUGCUGCUGCUGCUCUGCUAAGGUUACCUUCUUUAGUAAGAGAUUUUCCUUUAGCAAUGGUGAUCGAAGCGAACAAAAUCAGCUGAAAGGAGUCUGAUACGUUGCAAAAGACACUUCAAAAAAAGAAGGGAAAGCACUUGAGGAGCAUCCAUAUGUUGAGAGAAAUAGUGCAAAUCCCUCUUUUUGGUUGCAAGAAUCCUUUUGGACAGACAAAAGGAUAAGCAAAGCCGUAUUUGCAGUUMAUCUGUAAUUACGGAGUCACAGACAUUUCCUUUCCAUUGUUUGCUUCGUAGAAAUGAGCAAUGUAAAGUCACUGUAAUAAGUGCAGUUUUACUGUGUUUAGAUUUUGAUUGCUUAUAAAUCUAUAGCUACUAUAUUUUUUUAAUGAUUUUAAGAAGUGUGUGCAGGAUGCUCGCACGUACGCACCAAAGGCCCGAUCUUGCCACACUUAUCUGAAAAGAGCCCCCAUUCAAGUUGGGUGGGUAUUUUAUUUGUGUAGGGACUGCAGAAACAGGCCCAGAAAUUUCUGUGAAGGUGUACAUAGGUGUACAGUUAGAUAUAAGGAGUGAUUUGCAAGCCAGAGAGGUAAUUAUUGAAAUAUAUAUAUAAAAUAGUCCUCGAGAUGAAACACGUGUCGCAACAUGUUCACUUUCUGAUUCAUUUUUCAUGUGUUGCUCAAAAGAUGAUUGCAAAACUAUGGCAUUUGUCAGAAAUGCCAUAUGCAGAAGGGCUUUUGCAGAAAGAAGGACCCUCCUUGUUUUCUGCCAUCAUUCUUUUGUGUGCUGAGCAUAAGAAAAUGCUCUUUUGGCGUCUGUCAGUUGUCUGAGUUUGGGGCUGUUUUUUUUCCCUUCCUCCAUGUGGUCAAAGCUCCAAAUGUCCAAUAUUAACCUUUGAACAACGGGAUAUUUGAGUGAUAAGAAGUGACUGUCAGKAGUGUUUGCUGCAAGGAAAGGGUGUGUAUAGCACUUUGUGCUUUCCCAAACAAAAAGGCUUCAGGCCCCAGAGAAAUCCACCCCCACCAAAAAUCUGAUCUGUCCAUGAAGAAAAGCUGUCAGCUGUCUGGUACCACAUCCUGAGCUCGAGCUGUAAUCCCAGCUCUGCUGCCAAGGAUAUGAAGCCUGAGACGGGGAGAGAGAAAAUGCUGUGGUUUAAUCCCCAAUUCCUCAUUUUAUUGAGGAGAAUCUCUUAAGAAGUUCCUGAGAUCUGCAUACACUGUCAAUGCAAGUUCAUAAAAAACAUAACCAGGACUGCUUUGACUUCAUUGUCAGAAGACCGGGCUUAUGAAUCUGCCAGUUCUGUCAUCAAAGGGAAGGAAGCAUUUAGCUGGAAUAGUUCAUCUGAUUGCUUUUGAUUUUUGAAAUCCAACUUUGCUGUUGGACAGAAUGGCUUCAAUGGCGAURGGGCCAUUAUAAUAUUUUAGCAUAUUUCCCGUGAUUGCAACAGAGCUGUCAAAGCCAGCUCAUGAAUUGCAAAAAGGAGAGCCGUGCUGUGGCAGCUCCUCCUGCUGCUGUCUCAGGGAGGGGAGGCACCGUGCUCAGUGGGUCUGUGGCCUCCUGGAGAAACCAUGAGAAAAGAAUACAGGAAAUUGCAGGCACAAGGCAGGUCCAGAGCCUUUAGGACUGUGAAAUAACACGGCAGAGACAACAGAUGAAGUCUCACUGCUUGCAGCAAUCAGGGGUGGCUCCUCCAGUCCUUGAAAAAGCUGCCCCAAUGCAGGCAGGGCUGAUAUGGUGAGUGAAAGGUGAUGCUCACUGAGGAUGGCCAGAUGCAGCAGAAAGAGGGGAAGCAUCUCCAGGGGCAGUCCCCUCGCUGGGUGUGGGUGAACAGGUGAAGUGCUGCUGUUCUCUGAGGAUGGCCAGAUGCAGCAGGAAGAGGGGAAGCAUCUCCAGGAGCAGUCCCUUCGCUGGGUGUGGGUGAACAGGUGAAAUGCUGCUGUUCUCUGAGGAUGGCCAGAUGCAGCAGAUGGAAGGGAAGCAGCUCCAGGAGCAGUCCCCUUGCUGGGUGUGGGUGAACAGGUGAAGUGCUGCUCACAGCUCACUGGCAGUGAUGCAGCUGCAGGGAUGGGCAGAUCGUGCUCAGCUCUCCCUGGCAGCCAGGAGAGAUCUCUGCCCCGAACAGAGGGGAGCUGAGCCGGGGACAGCAUUGAGAUGGGGAGCAAGAGGGAACCUGUCCUUUCCGAUCUUCUGAGGUCGGGUCACUUGUCCACUUGUCCACUUGUCCACUUGUCCACUUGUCCACUUGGGCAGUGAUUGUGGAGGGCUCUGGAAUGUGCCUUUCCCCUGACCUUGCUUGCAUUUGUGUGUCCAGAGAGCUUUGGAGCUUUUAUGAGUACAGGAAGAAGAAAACAGCAAAAUU
Malurus melanocephalus (red-backed fairy wren) is the source of this 6329-nucleotide messenger RNA. It is a transcript of the gene ST8SIA5, whose product is annotated as ST8 alpha-N-acetyl-neuraminide alpha-2,8-sialyltransferase 5. The transcript is spliced from 8 exons. Gene Ontology annotation, biological process: oligosaccharide metabolic process; N-glycan processing. Lineage: Eukaryota; Metazoa; Chordata; Aves; Passeriformes; Maluridae. Gene Ontology annotation, molecular function: alpha-N-acetylneuraminate alpha-2,8-sialyltransferase activity. Bases 519 to 1751 code for a protein of 410 amino acids. The record is from RefSeq and is a predicted model, not a curated record.